Messenger RNA from Lepus europaeus (European hare), 928 nucleotides. RefSeq names its product DNA-directed RNA polymerase II subunit RPB9-like. Gene Ontology annotation, biological process: transcription initiation at RNA polymerase II promoter; maintenance of transcriptional fidelity during transcription elongation by RNA polymerase II; transcription-coupled nucleotide-excision repair. Gene Ontology annotation, molecular function: nucleic acid binding; DNA-directed RNA polymerase activity; zinc ion binding. Bases 479 to 856 code for a protein of 125 amino acids. The transcript has 2 exons. Lineage: Eukaryota; Metazoa; Chordata; Mammalia; Lagomorpha; Leporidae. Gene Ontology annotation, cellular component: RNA polymerase II, core complex. The record is from RefSeq and is a predicted model, not a curated record.
GUCGGCGUCGGUGCACUUGCUCCGGUCCACGAGGCGCCUGUGUGCUCCGAACCGCUGGGGUGGAGGUUUGGCUCUCGUUUGAUGCAUUAGCGUCAAAGCCUCAGAAAGAGCUUUUUGAAAAUAAAACCUCUUGGGGAGGGCGGAGGUCGAAGCAUUAUCCCCGUGGGCUUCCACCACCCAAGGAGCAGUGGCUUCUUCCACUGACGCGCAGCGCCCCGCGGACCACGCUGUCGGUCCUAGACCCCCACAGCUCGCAGGCGGCUAGGCCCGGACACCGGAAGCAGUGGCUGCAGGCUUUGUGAAGACUGACGCCAUCACUCAAAGCUCCUCGCGAAGGGGACGGCGCGCAGGGCCCCGGAGGGCGGGGACGUGCGCGCAGCUCCGCCCCUCGUUUGGCGAAGCUGCCAGACCUGACCCUUGCCGCGACCCGUAGUGCGGCGGAGCCUGCGCGGAGGGUGGGCACGGCCGUUGAGUCGCUAUGGAGCCAGAAGGGGCCUACGAGCCGGGCUUCGUGGGGAUCCGGUUCUGCCAGGAGUGUAACAACAUGCUGUACCCCAAGGAAGACAAGGAGAACCGCAUUCUGCUGUACGCCUGCCGUAACUGCGACUACCAGCAGGAGGCCGACAACAGCUGCAUCUACGUCAACAAGAUCACGCACGAGGUGGACGAGCUGACCCAGAUCAUCGCCGACGUGUCCCAGGACCCCACGCUGCCGCGGACCGAGGACCACCCGUGCCUGAAGUGCGGCCACAAGGAGGCCGUGUUCUUCCAGUCCCACAGCGCCCGGGCCGAGGACGCCAUGCGCCUGUACUACGUGUGCACCGCCCCACACUGCGGCCACCGCUGGACAGAGUGACCCCCGCCCUCCCCCGCGCGUAAUAAGCCCCAGCUCCUGUGAAAAAAAUAAUAAAAUCUCGUGAUAAACGCU